Abrus precatorius (Indian licorice) is the source of this 1659-nucleotide messenger RNA. Its product is annotated as zinc finger protein GAI-ASSOCIATED FACTOR 1-like. Gene Ontology annotation, molecular function: DNA-binding transcription factor activity. Bases 1 to 1659 code for a protein of 552 amino acids. The record is from RefSeq and is a predicted model, not a curated record. Gene Ontology annotation, cellular component: nucleus. NCBI's taxonomy places the organism in Eukaryota, Viridiplantae, Streptophyta, Magnoliopsida, Fabales, Fabaceae. The transcript is spliced from 3 exons.
AUGUCAAAUAUUUCAGGUGAUGAAGGGAGUUUCUCCUCAGCAAACACUGAUGAAGAAGUUCAUCAAGAAAACGAGCAGCAACAACAGCAAAAUCACCCUCAUGGCUCAAGCGUUGGUGUUUGCAACAGCAAUAGUUCUACUAGUCUACAACAACAACAAGCAACCAAGAAGAAAAGAAACCUACCUGGAACUCCAGAUCCAAAUGCUGAAGUAAUUGCUUUGUCACCAACCACAUUAAUGGCAACAAAUAGAUUCGUCUGUGAGAUCUGCAACAAAGGGUUUCAGAGGGACCAAAACCUUCAGUUGCACCGCAGGGGUCACAAUCUUCCAUGGAAACUGAGGCAGCGAGCAAGCAGUGAAGUCAAGAAACGAGUGUAUGUGUGUCCUGAGCCAUCAUGCGUUCACCACAAUCCAGCUCGUGCAUUAGGAGACCUCACUGGCAUAAAAAAACAUUACAGCCGAAAACAUGGUGAGAAGAAAUGGAAAUGCGACAAAUGCUCAAAAAAAUAUGCAGUCCAAUCUGAUUGGAAGGCCCACCAAAAAACUUGUGGUACCAGGGAAUACAAAUGUGAUUGUGGCACCAUAUUUUCCAGGAGAGACAGCUUUAUCACCCACAGAGCUUUUUGUGACGCAUUAACUGAAGAAAACAACCGAGUGAGCCAAGGAUUAACGAGUGGCAUGACACCAAACAUGCAAAACGAAUUGCCAGACCUUAUGGCUACAAUGCCACCAAGCACUAGUACCAACACUGCAUCUGAAUUCAACAACAACUAUGACCCUAAGAACACACUCAAACCCCUCUCACAAGAACUUAUCCCAAUGCCAUUCAAGCCAAUGAGCAUGGGUGGGGGCAUGUUCUCCACCACUUCUGGUACACUUUUUGGUGGUCCAAAAAACAUGCCUCCCUCUUCUUCAAGCCUUCAACUCAGCUCCAACAACUCACCUGCUUUCAAUUACUUCCAAGAUAGCAAAGACGGUACUGCCUCAGCUCACAUGUCUGCAACAGCUUUAUUACAGAAAGCAGCCCAAAUGGGUGCCACUGCAAGCAAUAGCAUUAACUCUCCCAUGAUGCAGAAAAGCUUUGUUUGUAGCAUGACUGGCCCUGACCAUGUCUCUUCUCCUAGACCACUAUAUUCUGCUGCCAUGCACCACAACAAUUCUUCCUAUGACCAUUUCCAUACACAGCCUGAUCAAUCUCACAUGGCUGGUGUUUGUGGAGGUGGAGCCUUCACCAACCAAAAUUUUCACAAAGGGCAACAAGAUAUGUCUCUAAUAUUUGAUUCCAACACUACAAUGAAUGAUAUGGGAAUGUUCAGCACAAUGUUCAUCGGAAGUGAACACAACCCGGGUUUGAUGAAGAAUGUUGAACAAGAGGUUGGUAGUGGUAGUACUAGUUUGAUUCACAGAAGAAAUGUGGCAGAAGGAAACCAAACGGGGGCAUCAAGGUUUGGAGGUAGUGACACGACAACGGUUCAUGACUUUUUGGGUAUUGGAGGUUCAACUUCAAGGGCAGUGAGUUUGCAUGAACCACAGAAACAGCAGCAACAAAGAUUGGAGUUGGAAGCAUUAACCCACCAGAGAAUGCAAAUUAUGAAUCACUUUCACCACCACCUUCCACAUGGGGAUUCAGCUAUGGAGAAAUCCAUUUGGGAUAUUUGA